AUGCAUCCACAUCUUUAUUUUUUCCAUGUUCAAAUAGAUGACAUCUCGAAGACGGGAAAUCGGAAACGAUCAUCGGCGAAUGACUGGAAUGAAGACACUUUAUACGGAACCCCGGACUACAGCAAAAUGACCAAAGAUCGGCCGAUUCCCUUUUUUGACAAUUCAACUUCUCAAGAAGUCUUCGUGGCUGCCGGCACGACUGCAGUCCUUCAAUGCAAAGUUCGAAACCUUGGUCAAAUGGCUCUGUCGUGGUUCCGGAAGAAGGAUUAUCACAUCUUAACAUCCGGUCGACAUUCCUUCACCAAUGAUGACAGAUUCACGCCACUGCAUCAAGAAGGCUCGGAUGAAUGGCUUUUGCAGAUGAAGAAUGUGAAGAUGGGAGACAACGGAACGUACCAGUGCCAAGUGGCUACACCAAAUGGGAUUCUUUCAAGAAAAAUCGAGCUGACAGUUGUAGUACCAGAAGCUUUCAUCCUUGGUGCCAACAAGGAUUACCACACUGAAAAGGGAACUUCAUUCACCCUGGUGUGCAUUGUGGAAAAGGUGGCUACACCAAAUGGGAUUCUUUCAAGAAAAAUCGAGCUGACAGUUGUAAUACCAGAAGCUUUCAUCCUUGGUGCCAACAAGGAUUACCACACUGAAAAGGGAACUUCAUUCACCCUGGUGUGCAUAGUGGAAAAGUUAUACCCCCACAGCGCCGACAGCGGAUCAGGAAGUGAGAAUUACCCCACGUCCGGGCGGGAAACUGCUUCUGUGCUGGUCGCAGUAUUCCGCACUGCUUGCCACACAACUGUAUGGUUUGUCGCUGCUGCUGUGGGGGUGUAUAUAAAGGCGGUCGAGCCACGACCACGACGACGACGUCGAGGAAAGGAAAGGAAACCCCCGGAAGGAAGGAACCGAGAAAUUACUUUUCCUCGCCACCGCCGCCUCGAAAAGCGCGCUUUGAUGUGUGAGUCGCGACGACGAGGCGGUUGUAUUUCAAGGCCUAUAGGGACUCUGAAGACGACGAACGAGUAA
Messenger RNA from Notodromas monacha, 1017 nucleotides. The record is from the annotation of a GenBank genome assembly. NCBI's taxonomy places the organism in Eukaryota, Metazoa, Arthropoda, Ostracoda, Podocopida, Cyprididae.